GACAUUGGUAGUUUGUUGACAGACGACAGUUGUUAGUUGACAGUUGACAUCCGUCAGAAAUAUUUCUCUUUCUUGGUGAGCCGCUCGCGUAGAAGCUCGCCAUCAUGGUGAACAACCGUGUGCCGUCAGUCUUCUCCAAGACUUACGUGACGCCGCGACGUCCCUUCGAGAAGGCGCGUCUCGACCAGGAGUUGAAGAUCAUCGGAGAGUACGGUCUCCGCAACAAGCGCGAGGUGUGGAGGGUCAAGUACACCCUCGCCCGCAUCCGUAAGGCGGCCCGUGAGCUCCUCACCCUCGAGGAGAAGGACCCCAAGAGGCUUUUCGAAGGGAACCUGAAAUAGUUGUUCCCGUGGAACAGACAAACAAGAAAAAGAAGAAGAAGAAAAAUAAGGAACUAAACCAAUCUGAAACCGCCGUUGAUGACGUCACGGAGCCGACAAGUAAUGGUGAUAUAGAAGAAAAUAAAGAAGAAUUGUUAAUAUCUGGUGACGAUGAGACUGUAAUAGCCGAUAACGAAGUAAAAAAUAGUGAAAAG
Aricia agestis (brown argus) is the source of this 535-nucleotide messenger RNA. Its product is annotated as 40S ribosomal protein S9-like. The coding region runs from base 105 to 341 and encodes 78 amino acids. Lineage: Eukaryota; Metazoa; Arthropoda; Insecta; Lepidoptera; Lycaenidae. Gene Ontology annotation, cellular component: cytosolic small ribosomal subunit. Gene Ontology annotation, biological process: positive regulation of translational fidelity. The record is from RefSeq and is a predicted model, not a curated record. Gene Ontology annotation, molecular function: rRNA binding; structural constituent of ribosome. The transcript is spliced from 3 exons.